UCGGUGACUCUCAGAGGUGAAACUUGCACUGCAAGCGAGUUCAGUUUCCAUUUGUUUCUUUUUCUCCUCACUUCCUGCCAACCACUUUGUGCCCUCUUUUUGCGUGGGAAUUUCCCGAGCAGACAACCGAACGGAAACAGGGUGAUUUGUUAGGGGGGAGUUUCUAAUUUGUACGCUUUCUUCGCAGUGUAUGAUCCAUCGCGAGUGCAAAACCCUUCAAUUGUUGCACCUAUUCUGGGAUUAUUUGAUGGAUUUGUGAAGUAGGGAAAACAAUGAGCAGUGAUUGUUCUCUGGUGCAUCAGCUGCCGUAGAAUUGGAUGCAGUUUUGAAUGGAAUUGCUGAGUGAUUCCUAAUGUGAAAUUUGUGCGAUUGAGGAGAAAACUUCAAUGUGUGGAUUGUGCUUAGGAGUCGCGCCAGUGAGAAACACACAUAAAAGACAAUCUUGCUGCCUAUCUGACACUGGAUGGUUCUUGUGUGAGAGAGAAAUCAGAGCUACUCUGUGACCCAAAGUUGAACUGAGAAAGAGGAGAAACUAGGAAGCGACGUGGAGUAAUUUUCUAUUCAUCUUGGAGAAAUAUGCCGUCCCUCGUGGAAGCCUUGGAGCAGAAGUAUGGUCUGGCAAAUUUGGAGAUCCAGAGCCAUCAAGAUGAGUCCCUUGUGUCGAUUUUUGUGCCAAAACUGCCGCCAAGAAUGAGCGUGCCAGAACUUCUAGUCCUCAAUGACUGCAACAUCGACAAGGCUGGUGAGUCUGAGGACUUGCGUAAAAAGUGCAGCAGCGUGAAAGAGCUGGAUUUGGCUCAGAACAAGCUGGAAAAGUGGAGUGAAGUGUUUGGUAUCCUGACCAAUAUGCCGCGAGUGGAGUUUGUGAAUCUGAGCCUUAAUCGUCUGGCGGGUCCUGUGGCGCCGCCCAGUGAAUUCUCCAUGACUCGACUGAGGAGUCUCGUGCUCAACAACACCCGCCUUGACUGGGAGAAUGUGGAGUCCCUGCUGAGCCUGCUGCCCAUGCUGGAGGAGCUGCACUUGAGUCUCAACGACUACAAGCAGGUGCUCAUUGACACGAUCGAGGACGACUUCAGUGGGCCUCUGGAGGGCGUUCAGCUCAAUGAUGACGAGGAUGAGGCCACGGAGGAGGACGAGAUGGCCAACCAAGUGUGCACGUGUGGUGCGAAGAGUAAAACAGAUCCGCCAUUGGCGGGCGCAUCGCGGACUGACUCCGUGUGUUCCAUGUACAGGAAGACAAGCGCCCACGAGGGCGUCCGGAAGCUCCACUUCACGGGAAAUCCAGUCACGGAGUGGCUGGAGAUUUGCCGCCUUGGCCGAGUGUUUCCCAAUUUGGAGUCUCUCGUGCUCGCCGACUGUCCCAUCAAGUCCUUGGAGAGCAGCAACACUGCCACCAGUGCCGCGAGUGAUGACAACAACUGUGAUUCGCCUCACGCGCAUUUCCAGAGUCUUACAUUUCUCAAUUUGAGCAAUUCGGAUAUCCAAACAUGGAACGAUAUUGACCGAUUGGCGUUGUUCCCGAAGCUCAAGAAUCUGCGAGUUCAGAAUUGGCCACUCUGGGACAAGUGCGAUUCGACAGAGCAUGAACGAAGGCAGCUACUGAUCGCUCGCCUGCCGCAGGUCCAGACGCUCAACGGAGGCGGAGUGGUUGGCGCUGAGGAGCGUGAGGAUGCCGAGAGAGCCUUCAUUCGCUACUACAUGGACAAGCCGGAGAGCGAUCGUCCCGAGAGAUAUGCGGAAUUGAUCUCAGUUCACGGAAAGUUGGAUCCUCUUGUUAACAUUGACUUAAGACCGGAGAAGAGAGUGAAAGUCACGUUCACGUACGGCGAUACGAGCGAAAUAAGGAGCGUCGAUGUCUAUAGGACUGUGUUCGACCUCAAGACGCGCCUGGAGCGCUUGGCUGGCAUUCCGGCGGCCAAGAUGCGUCUGUACUACGUGGAUCAGGAGUUGCGGGACUUGCAGGGCCCCGAAGAGAUGAAGUAUCCUCACAAGCAGCUCUACAGCUACAAUAUCCGCUCGGGGGAUGAAAUCAUCAUCGAUCGGAAGCACUAGAGGGCGUUAUUGUGUGUGAGGCACGAGUGAUUUUUGGGACUUGACUCUCACUUCCUCAGUUUUAACAAAAUAAAUCGUCAAAAUGUGAUAAUUUGUGCGUACUUUUGUAUCUCGGUGGUGGGUUGAUUAUAUCAAGUGGACAGAAGCGCACAGAAGGCGGAAAUGAGGAGUGUGAAAUGUCUUAACUUAAAAACGAUCUUAUUUAAUGUCAAAACUGUAAAACAACACUAAUUAGUUAGAUUAGAGAGUAUAGGAUUUGCAAAAGGAAUAUUGCAA
Phlebotomus argentipes is the source of this 2328-nucleotide messenger RNA. RefSeq names its product tubulin-specific chaperone cofactor E-like protein (gene mlt). NCBI's taxonomy places the organism in Eukaryota, Metazoa, Arthropoda, Insecta, Diptera, Psychodidae. Gene Ontology annotation, biological process: protein folding. The coding region runs from base 577 to 2052 and encodes 491 amino acids. Gene Ontology annotation, molecular function: alpha-tubulin binding. The record is from RefSeq and is a predicted model, not a curated record. The transcript has 6 exons.